UUCGAAUCUUGCCCUCAUCAUCUUUUUCUUUAGCUGCCUCGUCACAUUUCAUCCACAUCCGCUUCUAGUUCAUUCAUUUUUCCAGCAGCAAUCAUCAAUAAGGCGUCCACGAUCUAAGUCCCAACGGAUCGGAACGAUCUGCGAUUAGUAUUGACUACGUGUCGCAGCAUUGAAGCGAAGCAGGUCUUUCGGGGGUAUCAUUCGGUACUCACGAGUGGGGUUGUCGCGCUGUGGGCCAGAACCAGUCCAAUCCACCGCGGUAUGCACGUAGACUACUAAGAGAAUCCGACCCCUAGUACCGUAUAGUAUAUGCGCGUGCACAACGACACACCAAUAGAAUCAGGACCAGCACGAACGUUCUUCACGGAAGAUGGCAUUAGUUCAAUCUCGAAGCAGGCUGAAACGGUGCAGCUUAGCAGCUUAGCGGUAGCUCAUCUCAAUUGCGUUACCAUAACAAGGAUAUCGAUGAUGCAUAGAAUUCAUUGGCCGCGCAUGACUGCAGAAAGCGAGUUAGCCGAUAUAACUUUUUCCCAACCAUCUACAUUACCAGCCCUUAUCGAUCCCAGACACAAUCACUUGCCUGCAGCUGCACCUCAGACCUCUAGGAGCUGUGAUUCCAAUGCCCUGCACCUCGAAAUCGUCGUGGCUGAGGACACACCGGGAGUAUUGCAGCAGACCUACCCCAGAGACGACUAAACGGUGCUACCUCCCAAACUCACAUAUCCUACCUCUCGGCCUCCUCAGUGAACAUACUGUCAAUGAUUAAUGAUUGCACAACUCAACCGACGAAAUCUUCCCGAGAUUCCUCCACUUGGAAUGGGUACAAAGGUUGAGAUAGAUUCAUUGAAGAGUAGGCACACGUAGGAUGAAGUAGGGAGGUGAUGGUCCCAC
Molecule: messenger RNA, 891 nt
Organism: Cantharellus anzutake
Lineage: Eukaryota; Fungi; Basidiomycota; Agaricomycetes; Cantharellales; Hydnaceae
Exons: 2
Coding region: 310-696 (128 amino acids)
Source: RefSeq, a predicted model, not a curated record